This is a messenger RNA of Lentinula edodes (shiitake mushroom), 898 nucleotides long. RefSeq lists its product as uncharacterized. The record is from RefSeq and is a predicted model, not a curated record. NCBI's taxonomy places the organism in Eukaryota, Fungi, Basidiomycota, Agaricomycetes, Agaricales, Omphalotaceae. The transcript has 6 exons. Bases 34 to 768 code for a protein of 244 amino acids.
UGUGCCACAAGCGCCCAAAUUUUACUUUUAAACAUGGACGCCAACGACACUCAAGGCAUUCAAGCUCUCCUGGAGCAAUUACAACAUUCUCAGGCUUGGAAAGAUGCUGUCGCCUCCUCGUAUCCUGAUGGAAGCCCUCAACACAUUUUAGAUACACCACAAUCUAGUUCUGCACCCCAGGCUGUUUCCGUCGCAGCCCUUCUCUCUCAACUCCAGACCGAACCUCACCCGAAUGUUGUUGACACGUCACAGAAUCAUCAUCUUGCCGCCUUCCAAAACGACGCAUCCGAAUCUUCCUUUUCGAUGACCCUUCCUGCUUCUAAUAACUCAGUGCACAGAGUUGACGACCACCGGUACUUGACUUUUCAGCAAGCGCUUCCCUUGAUAGCAAGGAAAUCUGCGAGCCCGUUAUUUGCAGAAGCUUUGAAAGCUAUGAAGCAGGAGCAAGAGAUCCUCGAAAUCAAACUAUCAGACGAGAGAAAGGCUAUUCUAUCGAAGUACGAAACAAGAGUAAAUGUUGCAAAAACGAAGGCAUCCAUGAUUGGCUCAGGAAUAUCGAGGCACGAAGCUAAUAUGUUGGUGGAUGCUUUCGAGAAAGAGUUGAAACGAUUCGAUGUUGAGCGGGUGCUUCCUGCAUGGGAUGGGCUUGUUUUACAGCAACAAGAAGCACUCUUCCAGAUAGGCGUACCAACCAUGUUUGCUACAACGGAGUUAUCAGAAAGAGAGAAACAACAGAAGAUCAUGCAGGUGCUGGAAGGCCUCAUCUGAAUUAUUUAGUGAUGAAGCCGGCCUGUCUUGAAAAUAUCAAUACGGAGUUUACAUGUACCUCCCUCUGUACUAGUACUUGAUUUUUGAUUGUACAUACAUGUAUGUGAGUUCACUUACUUAGAUGUUUUGG